GAAAACCCACAGGUGGCCAACACUGGUCACUCUUCAGGCUUCAAUAAGCAAAGGACACUUGAUUUAAAAAAUCAAGACUUAAAAUAUCAGCAAGGACUGCAAGGAGUGCAAAAUGGGUGGAGGAGGAAAAUCUGGGUAGACAGGGAGCAGAUUCAGCCCUGGGCUUGUUCCCAGCCCUUUUCCCCUUUGCCCCUUUUCUCUCCUCAGCUCUGGAGCUGAGUUUGCUGGGAAUACAAUAGCUAUCAUAUAUUUACAUGGAGGAUUGCAAUAGGGAAAUGAGUCAGUGGAAAAAGUAUUUUGCAAUUUUAAUCAAUUUUAUUGCUGCCUGCCAACAAAUUAACAAACCUGCCUUGCAUCCCUGUGGAUGCAGGAGUGGAGUUCGGCCCUGGGGCUGAGCUCCUGCCCCACAUCUCCCUGCAUUGCAAGGAAGCCCUUUUUGCUCUCCCCAGCCCAGGAUUUCUGCUGCAGGCUUGGUGUUGGAAGAACUCCCCACCUGCUUUCCCUCAGAUGGAUGCAUUCUGCUUAUGACCAUCUCAUCAGAGCAAAAACACCAAUGCAAAAAGGGAUGGUUUUCAGGGAUCUUUAGAAAUCAUUUGUUCCCUUUCCAGUAUCUCCUGUAGCUAUGAUUUCCUGCUCUAGUUCUGUUGUUACAUCCAGUUUCUGUGGACUUUUACCCAGAAAAUGCCAUGCCAGUGUUUGCUGCAAAGGAAAUUCAUUAAAUUGCACUAAAUUUAGCAUUUCUGCAGAAGGAACCUCUUUCAUCUCCCAGCCCAGACUGCAGUUGGAGCUGUGCUGUGCCUGGUUGGACAAAACCAUCCCAUCCCCACGUCCCCUUGUUCAGCUGCAGACAGGGUUUUUUGUACUGGGGAGGUUUCACUGUCCUUUGUAAGGGCAGAUUUCAUGUUUGCAGGGCUGCACCAUAAAAGCAGGCUGUGUGAAUGCCUGCAGAUCAUAAAGUGGUGCUGGGCUGCACCACGACAAAAUUCCCCAGGUCAAGGUGCUGUGGCCCCACACUUGGGAGUCAAGGACUCCUUCUCUGCUUGAGUUUACUCAAUUUUAUAGGAAGAAAGGAAUGGCUGUAAUACGUGUCAAACAUCUUACAGAUGUAUUGUAAGGGGAUUUGUAAAGCUUAACAGCACCAGGAAAAUGACAGAGCCAGACAGCAAUUCCUUUCCUUUCUCCAUUAUUUCUUAAUUGCCUGUGUAGAAAAGUGGGAUUUAUGGUGGCACACGCUGUGUGGGUAGUGCUGGAGGGAGGCUGGGAUAGGGAGGAGGGGAUCUCCUUCUCAUUUCAUUAAUGACUGGCAUGUUUGCACCUGAGCCAGAAGUUAGCAAUUUGUGGUGAUAAAAUGAGAAGGAAUGCCAUGUGGGUCCAUCUCCUCAUGUCCUUGGGGAAACCUAAAGAACAAACCUGCCCAAAUCAUGCCGGUCUUCAUGUUUGCACACAAAUGGAGGUGGCUACAUCAGGUUGCCCAGAGAGGUGGCGGAUUCCUCAUCCCUGGAGACCCCCAAGGUCAGGCUGGAUGGGGCUCUGAGCACCUGGUGGAGCUGUAGGUGUCUCUGUGCACUGGGGGGAGUUGGACCAGAUGGCCUCUAAUGAUCCCUUCCAACUCAGACAAUUCUACAAUUCUACGAAAUCCAUAUGAAUUUGCACAACAUUGGGGCUGAGAAAUAUCCUCUGAAACCUGUCAGGCUGUUACUUGAGCCAGGAGGAGGCAAGGCUGAGCAAGACGUGAGCCUGGCAGCAAUACACAACUUUCUAGCAAGAGCAAACAGCCCUGAUAUUUCCCCCAAACAUCGGGUGUCCAUCUGCCAAGCGCUGUUGUGUUGUAGCAGUAUAGGAGAACAGUGCACAACUUCGUAAGGAGAAGGGAAGAAAGCUGAUGGAAACAUGGAAAAACAGUAAUUCCUGUUUAAAUUACUGUGGGUGGUUUAAUUAACCCCAAAAGGGUGGUUGGGUGCUGGUCCUUGGUGCAGUAGGGGUGGGGAACAGAAGAUAAGGAGGAGACAAAAAAAAGCAGCAUUAUGUGUAAAGGAGGCUUGGUCUGCUGGCUCAGCAUGGGGUGGGGUUCAGGAGGCUGUCCCGUCCCAUCCAGCACCGCUCAGAGCUGCUCCUACAGGGCUUCCCAAGGAGCACCAGGUGCCCGCUUGCGUCCUGUGGCAAUGCCGCCCCACAGCGAUGCAGGGCCAGUCGCCGGCCCCCCGGAUGGUGGCUGGGGCUGGGUGGUGGUCUUCGGGGCUUUCAUUUCUAUCGGCUUUGCGUAUGCCUUCCCCAAAGGCAUAGCCAUCUUCUACAAAGAAAUCCAGGAUUUCUUUGGCACGUCCUAUAGCGAGAUCGCGUGGGUCUCCUCCAUCAUGCUGGCCACGACGUACGGCGCAGGUCCCAUUAGCAGCAUUUUAGUGAACCGCUAUGGCAGCCGACCCGUGGUUAUCCUCGGAGGCCUGCUGUGUGGCAUUGGGAUGGUCUCAGCUGCUUUCUGCACCAGCAUCGUGCAGCUCUACAUCUGCGUGGGCUUCAUUACAGGACUGGGACUUGCUCUCAACCUCCAGCCAUCAGUGAUAAUCAUAGGGAGAUACUUUUUGAAGAGAAGACCUAUCGCGAACGGCCUUGCUAUGACAGGGAGCCCUGUCAUGCUUUGCACCUUGGCUCCUCUCAACCAAUUCCUUUUUGACAAUUACGGCUGGAGGGGCAGCUUUUUAAUUCUUGGGGCAAUUUUAUUACACUGCUGUGUUGCUGGAGCUCUCUUCAGACCCAUCAGUGCAGACAAAGUCUCAGUCAAACCCCAGUCAGCUGGGGAAGGGAAGGAGAUUCUGAAAGAAGAGGUCACUAAGGAUGCCAAAGAAAUGAACAGUCCCACUAACAUCUGUAUGGAGACCAAAACAGGAGAGGAGGAAGAAAGGGACUGUUGUGAAAAAUUCAAUAAGUACCUUGAUUUUUCCCUCUUUAAGCACAGAGGGUUCUUGAUUUACCUGAUUGGAAAUGUGCUCAUGUUCCUGGGCUUCUUUGCCCCCAUUGUUUUUCUGGCACCCUAUGCAAAGCACAUUGGCAUUGAUGAAUAUUCAGCUGCUUUCCUCCUUUCAAUUCUUGCCAUCGUGGAUAUGGUUGCCAGGCCGACCACUGGCAUCAUUGCAAACAGCAAGUGGGUGAGGCCACGGAUUCAGUACUUCUUCAGCUUCUCCAUUGCUUUCAAUGGCACUUGCCAUCUUCUGUGCCCACUGGCUUCUGGCUACACAGGGCUCAUCAUUUACUCUGUCUUUUUUGGCUUGGCCUUCGGCAUGGUUUGUGCCAUGCUUUUUGAAACUCUCAUGGACCUCGUGGGAGCUUCCCGCUUCACAAGCGCUGUUGGCUUGGUCACCAUAGCAGAGUGCUGCACGAUAUUGCUGGGACCACCCAUUGGAGGAACACUUAUCGAUACUUUUGGGGACUAUAAAUAUAUGUUCAUUAAAUGUGGGGCUGUGAUGGUCCUGGCAGGAACGUUCCUGUUCAUCAUGAACUACUAUAAUUACCGUAUGCUUGCGAAGGAGGAGAAGAAAAGAAAGGAAAAAGAAGAGGAUACUAAGCCUGUAAGGACAGAAAACGAAGGCAGAAAUAACUGGAACAAAGAACACGUGCAGGAGGGACCUGAGUUGGAACCUCUGAGAGAGGAACAAGAAGGACUAAAGAAAGAAGUAAAUGGCACAAAUGAAGUUUAAACCAGUUCUUGUGGCUGGACAGGGAAUUACCUCCAUGUUGCUUAUGUUGGCACUAGCUGUGAAAUCACACCAGAUUUUCUAAAUUUUGUCCUGUACUUUGCCAUGUGUUUUCUUUGUCUUAAGAGAAGACUAGAACACAAACAAAUUUAGUUUCUUAUAAAGUGCUGGGACACACAGAGCAGCAUCCAUCCACGUACCAAAGGAUCUGAACCAUUUUUCUUCAGACAUUUCCCAUUUUCCAAAGGGCCUGUAAUCACUACCCUACUAUUAUUCCCAGUACUAUAGCUCUGUUUGGUGAAAAGGACAAUGACCAGCAGGGUCAAUGCUGAGCCCUUCCACCAGCUUCUAUGGGCUUUGCAUUGAGCACUGUGGUGGCUGGAUCUACUCACCAUGCAGUCCAAACACUUAGACUUUUUGAUUGCAUCAUCAGAAUUAUCCCAGGAAUUUGGUACCACCUCUAUCUCACGGGAAAAGAAAAUAGACCAGAUGCUCAUCUGAAAUACACAAGCUAGAGUCAACUGAACACACAAGGGCAGUGCGUGCCUGUGCUAGCAGCAAAGCAGCCUGUCCCUGUGGCCAGAGCAUGCUAGGAAGGAGCUGACUCGGAGUGGCUCAUGGUAGCUUGAGCAUGGACUUUAUCAGGGACCUCUGCAUUUGGCAAAAUCGCAUUUUUCAAGGGGAAUACAUCAAGCUCACAUGCUGCAGGAGUCCUUAUUCCAGGUCAUUUGUCUGUGCAGGGCAGAAACUUAGUCUUAAACUGCUUAAAUUUUGUUCAAGUUUUUUUUUUAUUAUUAUUUUUUUUCCCCUAUGAGGUCACAUAUUACCAAUAUCUAAGUGCCUUACAGUUUUUAGUUUUUUACAACACCCUGGUGAAGCAAUAAUUACAACUAGUUAACUGUACAACUGAAAUGGGCAUCAAGUCAGUGAAUAAAGCUUAGACAUGAUGUAGCUGAAAUGGGAUCCAUUGCCCUGAGUCAGGAGCCUUGGCCAUAUACAGAAGAAAGCAAUCAGCAGCUGAGGAAAGGAGCUGACAGCCUGCCACCUGAGCACAGGCAUCCUACUGCUGGAAAAUAGAAAAUACCAGCAAGUGUGCAUUAAACUACUGCCUGCCUCCUUUGUGCUUUGUUCUAUUUAAACUUAAUGAUUUAAAACACUGUCCUAGAGAUGGAACUUUGUGCAUUCAGCCUGCAGGGAAUCUGAACACAGCUGCCUCCUCCCAGCCAGUCACCAAUGGUGCUGCAAUAUACCUGGUGGCCUCAUGCUAUCCUGCUGCAGGAAAUACUGCUUCCCUGGGUCAAUGUUGCAGAAGUGGAACAAGGCCAUGUAGGAAUCUCUCCUCUGCUGGUGAUAAUGUUGAUCCGGGGUCUGACAGCAAGCGCUGAUAUAUUUUGUAAUAAGCAGCCAUUGCCUGAGAGCUGUGGAUGCUGAGCAUGGCAUCCCAUAGUUGAAUCAUAAGUCUUUUCAAGUUUAGCUCCAAGUGGACAGAUAAAAACAAAGACUUUGGAGGUAGAAGACCCAAACCUGAAGGUAUCAGCUGUCCAUAGGGCAGCUAUCACCUUUCUUUGCAUCAGUGGAACCCAUGUGACCAAAUAAAGUUGUCUUUUUCUUUUUUUUUUUCCCCAUAUCUUUCUCACCCAAGAACCGUAUUUAAUUAUCACUUACAUACAUGCUAUGAAGAAUGACUUGUAAAAAUCUUGCCACAGAUACAACUGUCCUCUUAAAUGUAGAUCACUCACAUCUCCUAGCAAAGUUCUACAAUGAAACCUUUUGUUUCACUGAAGAAUGAUGGUUUUUAUCUAUUGACAGCAGUAGGACUCAAAUUUAUUCCUUAUAUUGCAUUUCUUGGAAAAAAAACAACAACAAAAACAACCAGAAUUUGUACAAUAUAUUUAGCAUUUUGUUGCUGUUGUUGGUUUUUUUCUUUUUAAUGUUCCUUAUUUCUGUCAAAUGUAUCUAUGGAUGUUCAGUAAGAAAGGUGUUAAUAGGAGAUCCUGAACAUCUUCUAAUGUACCUUCUGGAUGCUUUGAUAUGCUUAAUAAAUGUCUUUAAAA
This is a messenger RNA of Lagopus muta (rock ptarmigan), 5743 nucleotides long. Its product is annotated as monocarboxylate transporter 2-like. Gene Ontology annotation, biological process: transmembrane transport; monocarboxylic acid transport. Gene Ontology annotation, molecular function: monocarboxylic acid transmembrane transporter activity. NCBI's taxonomy places the organism in Eukaryota, Metazoa, Chordata, Aves, Galliformes, Phasianidae. Gene Ontology annotation, cellular component: membrane. The coding region runs from base 2025 to 3692 and encodes 555 amino acids. The record is from RefSeq and is a predicted model, not a curated record. The transcript has 5 exons.